AUGUUGAGGGUCUUGUUUGAAUUCCAAGCCUGUGAUGACGAUGAAAUCGCUGUUCGAAGAGGAGAGCUUGUCAAAGUGCUGAACAAAGAUGACCAAGAUUGGUGGUGGGUGGAAAACGCGCAUGGGGAACAAGGGUUUGUGCCGCGCAAUUUCCUGUGGCCCUGUGGCUGUUAUGGUAAGGAAAGUCGAUAGGAUAAGUUUUUACUAGAAGAGGCUGUCAUGUUUAGAGAGGAUUUAUACUUAGCUCUCUGGCACUGAAUAUAGCUGAGAAGAUAACGCGCACUCAUUACUUGUAAAAGUAAGCAAAUAUGACCAUCAAAUUAAUGCUGGUCGCUUAGGUACUGACUUUCUACCAAAAUUUUCCGCUUUACUCAACUUUGCACUCAAAGCGAAUAUUGAGAAAAAGGUGAAAUUAAAAAUAACGUUGUGUAGCGAGCUUAAUUAGAAUUUAAAGUUUUCAACAAGUAAACAGAAUUUUCUAGAAAAAUGGACAUAAAACGGUUAAUUUGGGCUGUAAACAAUAGCCCAAUUAUCGAGCUUGCGCUAAUUUGACAGAUAUUGUACGAAGCAUUCCAGCUGCGUCAACACUGUGUUAGUCUCCCACGCAGGCGUUUUUAGGGGAACUCGGUUUUCAUCCCUCAUAAAGGGAUGAAAAACGAGGUCUCCUACAAACGCCUGCGUGGGAGACUAACACUGUGUGAGCCAACAUUUCUAUGAAAUUUCUGCCUGAGGCGAAUUCGAAAGCCAUUACCAGUUUCGACCCAUUCACAUUGGUGCAAACCUUAACCAAAAGUCUCCAACUUUCAGAGUUCAACUUUAAGAAAAACGUUUAUCUGAGCAACCUUAAAGCUGUAAAAGGUGGCAUCUUUUUCUCUGUUCGCUUCUGUUAAACUGAUAAAUAUUAAACAAAUAAGUGUUAUUUAGUUUUUAUUAUCUAAACAAACGCCUUUCUGAAUUGCUGAUAAAGACCUGAUUCAAGGGUUUUAUUGCUUAAGAGGGUCGUUGGCAACAUUCAUGCAUCAGCUUUAUAUACUAAAUUACUGUGAUGAAAAGUUAAAACAACAACGUCUUGCGGUGAAAAAAAAAAAGAUUUAUUAAAAGUGUGAUAACAUCUUAUGAUAAAACCAAAUAAUUACGCGAAUUAUCAAAAGCCGUGCAGUAACACGAAUAUACUAAUAACUACAGGAUGUUGUGAUUUUCUACAAAGAAAGCCGUCACAAGUUUUUUGUUGAAGGUAGCCGACGAGAGCUGGACUGAGUCAAAAGCCGUUUCACAAGAUUUCUUAUUCUACGCUUUUUUUCUCCAAGAUUUAAAUUACUCUCGGCAUUUUUCUAUCUAAGGUUUGAAACAUUUGUAAAAGAAACAACUACAACUUGCUUUAUUUCAUGUCGGCUAUUUUCUUUGUUUGAAAAUCAUCAAACCUUAAAAUCGGAAAAGCUUGCGGUUAGCUCAGCCAACAAUAAGAUUUUAAUUAAAAAACAUUUAGUUCAAAGGCAAUAUUAUUAAAGACUUGUUUACUCGCAAAUAAACUCUAAAAUUAAGCAAAGAGAGCAUGAAUCAGCAUUAGACUGAUUAGAGAAUGCAGCGGGCAGACAGUUGCUUUCACGUUCUGUAGACCAUGAUUUCCACCCCUGUUAUAAGAUUUUGGUGCAAGAAUCAGAAAAUGUUACCGCGUGAUGGCGCUUGUGGGCCAGUGACAUCAUUGAACCCUGGGACGCGGUUGAUAAUUCAAAAUGGCGGCUACGAUGACCGCCAUCUUGAAUUCAGAGUUAUCAAAAGCACAUAAUACCUAAACAUCAGCACAAUAGUUAAUUGCAACAUUUUUGCAAGUGUAGAAAGAAACCAUGACCCGGUUUCUCGUUACCACAUCAACAGAACCUCUGCAAAAUAAACAAGUAACGGAUCAUUGAAUUUCUAAGUACUGUAGUUACCAAAUAAACAAACAUAACUUUGUUGUGAUGAUAUAAGAUAUAUUUGACAGGCGCAAUGAAAGUUCCCCUGUUAGUUGCACAAUUCAGUGACAAUUUCAUCUUUGUUCUCAUUUCUUGUUUUGUACACCAUUCGAGUUUUCCUUAUGGCCGCCAGGGUGUUUUAUUUUUUAAGCAAUAUAUCAUACAAGGUAGUUACUGAUUACAGAUAGAACAGGUUUCCCAGUUAUUUUGAAACUUUCAGGAAAGUUAGGCGGUCUCGUGAGGCACCGAAAUCCUUUAAUAUUUGGCCGGGAUGUUUUUGUUCUCCUCAAAUUUAUGUUUCAAGGAUUUCCUUAAUUUUCUAUUGCAUCAAGAGAACAUCUUGAUUGCAUUUAACAGUUAAGCAAAUUAUAGGUUCAGUUGUGAAAAUUCUCCCAGGAAAGGAAAUAUUCUUGCAAUUCUGUCUCACUUCGAAAUUGUUACCUCUUUAUGUGCCAAUAUUGGUGGACGGCGCACUUUGUCUUCCUCACUCCUAUGAAAUAUUGUCAUUGGAGUGAAAAGUAAAACAAAUAUGUAUAAAGACGAUAUGAUUUUUCUUUACUUUUUAUUUAAGUUUGUCAGAAGUUCAUCCUGGACAAAGUUUCAAAGGACACGGACUGCUCUCCCACAUAUCAGGACAAAGAACAAGGAAGAAGCCAGAGCUCCCGCGGAUUUUCUGUGGGGAGCUACACCGAGUGUGACGCAAACACGAAGUUGAUUGGAAACAGGCGAUAUACACGCACCUGGUGCUAGAUCAUGACGUCAUGACGAACUCAUGUGAAGGAAGGAAAACCAUUUUUAAUUUUUGUAUUUUCAACUAAUAAACUACAAAAAAAUACCAUAAUACUCUUUCAUUCAUGUGCAGUCUCAACCCCGCCGGAAAAAAAUUCCUGGCUCUUCCCGCUAAAAUUGGACGAGUAAAUUCAUUUCAGAUGUAGGUGUUGCUUGCCGUAGAAUUUAGCUUUAUUGUUUUAUUGAGGAAUCCUAACAGCAUUAUUAUCAAAAAAAAAAAUGCAUGAAUACUUAACCACAUUUUUGAUGUGUAAACGUAGCAGACAAAUUGUCAGUCGCGUAUAUUUCAUGCUUUGAAAAACCGGGCUUACACGACGCACCUCUCAGUUAAAACUAGCAUUUCAAAUCAAAGAAUAUUAUGGUAUUUUUCGUCCCUAGGGCUUUUCCUAUGGCAAAAGGGGAAAGACUUGGGGUAAUCUCGUAUCCAGAUCUCCAACGGCCAAGGGAAAGGAUCCUUUUUAGCGUAAGACAGAGUGGGAUCUGGGUACAAGAAUGAACACAAUGAACACUGACUCGACUGAUUUUGCGACUUUUGAAAUACAAAGCUGCAUUUGCAAUAACAGAAACAUUAACAGCGUUCCAAACAGUAGGAUGGUAGGUAACAGCUGACCUGUGACUUGAAAUUACUUAUUUGGGUAUUUGCACAAACAAUUUGCUUUACUUAAGAGCUCCUUGCUAUACUAGAAAUACAGUCGACUCUCUCUUAACGGAGACCUCGGAGACCACUUCCGUAAAUUUAGCAACGGAACGGGAUCGUCAUUUGACGACGGGAAAGCGCGUUGAAAGGACUAAACUCGACUUCCGGUGCCCAGUUUGCCGCUCAGCCAUUGGUCAAUCCAGUUGUUUGAUUUGCGCGCGUCGUCGUCAAAUGACGUUCCCAUCGGACUAAUAGGGAGCUUAAGCAGCAACGUUUUUGAGCGACGCACGUCAACCGGAAGUGAGGUAUUUUCCCUCUUAACAUGCCUUGAUGAUAUAAAAUUUGUAUUCCUUAGCUUCUUUACUGUUAUAGAGGCGAUUUGACUGAAAAUUUGCGCGAAACCACCGUCAAAAAAUGAAAAAAGGCCACUUCCGGUUGACGUGCGUCGCUCAAAAACGUUGUUGCUUAAGCUCCCUAAUAACAACAGCCAUCAAGCGGAUAGACCAGGGCUGUCUUUCUUCAGUCCUGUUUUCGCAAUUUACGAGGCCCUACAGAAGACUCGAUGAAAUGGCAAUAAGAUUGCUAAGAUGACCUAAUUUACGGUUGCGACAGAGACUGGAUCUGUGUUGUAUCGAACUGCGCUAUAAGGCUGUUUUGGGGAGCGAAAGUUUGAGCCACUUUCCGGCCCAACUUUGUAACGGAAAAACAGUCCCAUAGUGCAAUUCGACACGACAUUGACCCAGUCUCUCACGAGCUUAACUAAGCUACACUUAGUAUUGUCCCAAAGGUAUCAAAGAGACAGUUGCCUGUACACAAUUAAGAAGGACACUUAGGAACCAAGAAAAGAAAAACAAAACUUACUUGAACAUUUGAAGACAAAUAGCAUUCAAUCAUAUUUUCUCAGGCACAUUAGCUUAUAGUCGACUCUCUCUUAACGGACACCUCUGUAAAAUGGACACUUAGAGUUGGUCCCUGCCUCUCUUUAUUCCCUUUAUCUGACUCUCUAUAAGACGGACAUCUCUCUUAGAAGUACACACACUGUGCGUGCGGUCCCAAAGGUGUCCAUCUUAGAGGGAGUUGACAGUAGUCAAGACAGUAGUCAAGAGCCCAUAACACGGAGCGAGCAACUCCCGUGAGGCCUAUAUGUCACAGCGUUAUUACCGACCGGUUUAUUUUUAGACACAUUUUAGGGCACUUUUUCCCGCGAAAAUGGAAUCUCCGCCUCGCCUAUGAAAUCAAAAAGGAAAACGUAACGUCAUUAUAAAGGCAAAAAUUAUCAUUUUUAGUUCUGUAGGUUUUGCUGAAUGGUUUGUGGGACUUUUAAAAAGAUUUUCUAAAUUCGCGCCAAAACCGUUCUAAAAAUAAACUGCUCUGUGAAAACGCCGUGACACGAGUGCAUGGAGUUGCUCGC
Porites lobata is the source of this 4789-nucleotide messenger RNA. The record is from the annotation of a GenBank genome assembly. NCBI's taxonomy places the organism in Eukaryota, Metazoa, Cnidaria, Anthozoa, Scleractinia, Poritidae.